Messenger RNA from Penicillium verhagenii, 885 nucleotides. RefSeq names its product fumarylacetoacetate hydrolase family protein. NCBI's taxonomy places the organism in Eukaryota, Fungi, Ascomycota, Eurotiomycetes, Eurotiales, Aspergillaceae. The coding region runs from base 1 to 885 and encodes 294 amino acids. Gene Ontology annotation, molecular function: acetylpyruvate hydrolase activity. The transcript has 5 exons. The record is from RefSeq and is a predicted model, not a curated record.
AUGUCUGAUAUUGCCUCUACCUUUUCGCGCCUUGUGCGCUUCGUCCCCAAGUCCGACCCCUCCAAGGUUCUGAUCGGAGAGCCCGUUGACGCUGAGCUCGAUGUUGGUUUGGCUCUCUACAAGGGCCAGGAGGUCUCCGUGCGCCCAUUCACUGGUGCCUCUGUCUUGAGCCCCGGUGCCGCCACUUCCGGCACUGAGGUUAUUGAGCGUCUGCUCUCUCCCCUCGCCGAGAAGGAGGUCGGAUCUAUCCGCUGCGUCGGUCUUAACUACGUUUCGCACGCUAAGGAGAUGGCUUUGCCCAUUCCUGAAGUGCCAACUUUGUUCAUUAAGCCUUCUACUGCGCUUGCUGAUCCUUACCCCGCCCCUACCGUUCUGCCCAAGAUCACACAGACCGAUAACACCGGCGAUUAUGAGUCCGAGAUGGUUAUUGUGAUUGGCCGUGACGCAAAGGAUGUGCCCGAGUCCGAGGCUCUUGACUACGUUCUCGGCUACACUGCCGCCAACGACGUUUCCAGCCGUACUUUCCAGAUGAACCAGAGCCAGUGGUGCUUCUCCAAGGGCUUUGAUGGCUCUUGCCCCAUUGGACCCACUCUCGUCUCCGCCAAGCUCAUCCCUGAUGUCAGCAAGCUGCAGAUUCGCGGUCUUAAGAACGGAGAUGUCAUGCAGGAUUGCCCCCUCACUGACUUGAUCUUCUCUGUUCCCCAGCUCAUUAGCUUCCUUUCACAGGGAACUACUCUGCGCGCGGGUACUAUCAUUCUGACUGGUACUCCUCCUGGUGUUGGUGCUGCUAAGAACCCUAAGCAGUUCAUCAAGGCUGGUGAUGACUUUGCCGUUGAGCUGCUUCCUCACGUCGGUACCCUGAUCAACAAGAUCGAGCACCAGUGA